Messenger RNA from Diutina rugosa, 987 nucleotides. It is a transcript of the gene HEX3, whose product is annotated as SUMO-targeted ubiquitin ligase complex subunit. Bases 1 to 987 code for a protein of 328 amino acids. NCBI's taxonomy places the organism in Eukaryota, Fungi, Ascomycota, Pichiomycetes, Serinales, Debaryomycetaceae. The record is from RefSeq and is a predicted model, not a curated record. The transcript has a single exon. Gene Ontology annotation, cellular component: SUMO-targeted ubiquitin ligase complex. Gene Ontology annotation, molecular function: ubiquitin-protein transferase activity.
AUGGAGCGCAGGAGUUCAGUCUCAGCACUGCUAGACGAGUCCCGGCGGCCGACCCCAAUAUAUGAUGUGUCGCUGGGCGACGAAGACGACAGCUUGGAGAUCGUGGCCGAAGUGAGUACGCCCGCUUCAGACGAUGUGGAGGAGAUCAGACGAACUCGCCGGCCGCAAGGACUUCGCCGCCGCGUGCCCGCGGACCUGGGAGCUCGAGGCCUUCGUCGCCACCGGGUACUGAGAACAAGUACUACGUCCCAGAGACGUCCCAGUGACGCGGAGGUACAGAUCAUCGAUGAGAGACCGCGGUUGACGCCACCACCUCCACCACAGUUCCCCCGACCGCCGGAACGGCUAGUCGACCUGGCGUCAUUCAGAAGCUUCAUCGAACGCUUAGGCGGUAUCCACGUUGACCACGGAUUCAAUAUGAUGGCGAUAAUGCAAGGCAGAGGAAUGUUGUUUGGUGGCGACGAUAACGAGAUCGAGGAACUGAUCAUGCGCCGGAUCGAACGCGACAACGACCGAGCCGUCGAUGAACGCUUUGAAAAGGAGAAAGUGUUCAAUUUGAAAACAAUCCAGCUGAAGCGAGAGGUUGCUGAACACGAGGAUAAACAAAAGUAUACCAACGAUCUCUCACCAAAUGACAUUACAGUAUGUGAGCUCUGCGGCGUUCGUCUUAGAGAGGGUAUCCCCGAUGGGUUCCGCACCGACCCUCGAUAUAACGCCAAGCUCGACGAGUACCAGACCGAGUACGGAGUGUUGGCUCCCUGGUUUUGCCUGAUAACGCUUACCGAAACUGAUUGUGAGCUUUCCAAACGAGUGUUCGCUGCCAAAUGCGGCCACACCUAUUGUGGGCGAUGUGUCAAAAAUAUAGGCAACGCUCCCCGGGCCAAACGCCAAAAAUUGAAAGACAUGAGCCACCCGCAAGUGUAUGCUCCGCUCAAAUGUAGCUGUGGUGGCAGUUUGAAGCGCAAGUUCACCGAACUCUAUCCCUAA